Molecule: messenger RNA, 2583 nt
Organism: Centropristis striata (black sea bass)
Lineage: Eukaryota; Metazoa; Chordata; Actinopteri; Perciformes; Serranidae
Gene: lingo1a
Product: leucine rich repeat and Ig domain containing 1a
Exons: 2
Coding region: 586-2433 (615 amino acids)
Molecular function (GO): protein binding
Source: RefSeq, a predicted model, not a curated record
CCCCUCAGCCAGCAGAUUGCCUGCGCCGCUGACGACAGACAGUCACACAGAGCGCGAGUGGAGGAUCGGAGAGACUGCAUCAAGGAGCGAGAAGUGCGCGCCUGCCUGCCCGCUCGCGGAUCUUUUGGCUGCGUGGGAGUUGUUCAAUCUCUCCACCUGCCAUUUGCAUUCCUCCUUUUAGUCUCCACAGUCGUCCGAGGACGAGUCCGGGCGCACAGGGAGUCCCAUUACCGAGGGAGGAUCGCACCGUGUGUGUGUGUGUGUGUGUGUCCGUGUCGGUGUGUGUCUAUGUGUGUGUGCGUGGGUUGCCGGUUUUAACUACAUCCCCGCGCCACGGAACGGAGGACAGACAAACUCGUUGGGAAUCUGCAAGGAUCGGCUGCUUCUUUCCGCUCUAUUUUUUGCACCUUUUCGGUUUUUUGAAAGCUGUCUUUUAACGGAAAUGGACUUGAGAUUGUGUGUGUGAGUGUGUGAGUGUGUGUGAGUGUGUGUGUGAGUGUGUGUGUGGUGGCUGGGAGUUGCCGUCGGGGAGAAAUGCGAAAGGAUGCUCGGCAGCAGUGAAGAAUACAGCAGGUAACCGAUAAGAUGGCGGCCGGGGAAGCGACUGGGCACAGCUACCUGGUGGCUUGCUGGCAGCCCAUCCUGAUCCUGAUGCUGGGCACCGUGCUGUCUGGCUCCACUACAGGCUGUCCAUCCCGCUGCGAGUGCAACGUUCAAGAGCGCUCCGUGAUGUGCCACCGCAAGAAGCUCAUGACGGUUCCCGAGGGCAUCCCUGCAGAAACCAAGCUGCUGGACCUCGGCAAGAACCGCAUCCGAACCAUAAACCCGGACGAGUUCGCCACCUUCGCCAACCUGGAGCACCUGGAGCUCAGCGAGAACACCAUCUCCACCAUCGAGCCCGGGGCGUUCAACAACCUGUACGGCUUGCGGACACUGGGGCUGCGCAGCAACAAGCUGAAGCUGAUCCAGCUGGGCGUCUUCACGGGCCUCAGCAACCUGACGCAGCUGGACAUCAGCGAGAACAAGAUCGUCAUCCUGUUGGACUACAUGUUCCAGGACCUGUACAACCUGCGAUCUUUAGAAGUGGGCGACAACGACCUGGUUUUCAUCUCCCACCGGGCUUUUCACGGCCUGAGCAGCCUGGAGCACCUGAGUCUGGAGAAGUGCAACCUGUCCUCCGUUCCCACGGAGGCUUUCACCCACCUGCACAGUCUGAUCACGCUCCGGCUGCGGCUGCUCAACAUCAACGUCAUACGGGAUUAUUCCUUCAAGCGGCUCUACCGCCUCAAAGUGUUGGAAAUUGCCAAUUGGCCCUAUCUGGAUACGAUGACCCCGAAUUGCCUGUAUGGAUUAAAUCUCACCUCUCUGACCAUUGCAAAUGCCAACCUGACCACAAUUCCCUACGUAGCCCUGCGGCACUUGGUUUAUUUGCGCUUUCUUAACCUUUCCUACAACCCGAUCCACACCAUCGAGGGAAACAAGCUGCAUGAUCUUCUGCGCCUGCAGGAGUUCCACCUUGUCGGAGGCAGGCUGGCCAUGAUCGAGCCCUACUCUUUCCGCGGUCUAAACUACCUAAAGAUCCUCAACGUGUCCGGGAACUCUCUGAGCACUUUGGAGGAGUCUGCUUUCCACUCCGUCGGCAACCUUGAAACACUGGCCCUGUACGACAACCCGCUGGCGUGCGACUGCCGACUGUUGUGGGUAUUCCGCCGGCGCUGGAGGCUGAACUUCAACCGGCAGCAGCCGACCUGCGCCUCCCCGGAGUUCGUGCAAGGCAAAGAGUUCAAAGACUUCCCCGACGUGCUGCAGCCAAACUACUUCACGUGCCGCAAGUCCAGGAUUCGGGACCGCAAACCACAGCAGAAGUUCGUCGACGAGGGAGCCAUCGUCCACUUCGCCUGCCAGGCGGACGGAGAUCCCGCUCCGGUGAUUAUGUGGCUUUCCCCGCAGAAGAAGUUCAUCACCACCAAGACCAUCGGGAGGCUCUCGGUGCUGCCGGACGGGACUCUAGAAGUCCGCUACGCCCAGAUCCAGGACAAUGGUACAUAUGUUUGUAUCGCCAGCAACGCGGGCGGCAACGACACGUCUCUGGCUCACCUGCACAUCCACAGCUACUCCCCCGACUGGCCGCACCAGCCCAACAAGACUUUUGCCUUCAUCUCCAACCAGCCGACAGAAACCGGUGCAAACGGUACAAGAGCCAACGCCCCGUUCCCCUUCGAUAUAAAGACGCUGAUCAUCGCGACCACCAUGGGCUUUAUCUCGUUCCUGGGCGUGGUCUUGUUCUGCCUGGUGCUGCUCUUCCUCUGGAGCAGAGGUAAAGGCAACACCAAGCACAACAUCGAGAUCGAGUAUGUGCCGCGGAAAUCGGACGCUGGCAUGAGCAGCAGCACGGUGGAUGCCCCGCGCAAGUUUAACAUGAAAAUGAUAUAACUGUGGAGCUGUGUGGGAUUUAUUAAUUUUGAACUCGAAAAUAAGACAAAUUGGAAAAGGAGACAUUUUCUUUUCCUCCCCUUACAAACCUGUGGAUCCUGGUCUGUGGACAUAGAGUAACAUGUUUUUUCCUGACUGAAUUACUGGAGG